GCUCUUGCGGACCACCGCCUCUCCUUCCUGCUCUGUGCCGGCUAGUACUUUCGGGGCAAACUGGGAUCCUUCCCAGCCCGCGUCUCCUCCGAUGGAGAACUUCCAGAAAGUGGAGAAGAUCGGGGAAGGCACCUACGGCGUGGUCUACAAAGCAAAGAACAAAAUCACCGGCGAGGUGGUCGCGCUUAAAAAAAUCCGCUUGGACACGGAGACAGAAGGAGUUCCCAGUACUGCCAUCCGAGAGAUUUCUCUCUUAAAGGAAUUGAACCAUCCCAACAUAGUCAAAUUGUUGGAUGUAAUCCAUACUGAGAACAAACUCUAUUUGGUCUUUGAGUUCUUACAUCAAGAUCUAAAGAAAUUCAUGGAUUCUUCUACUUCCAUUAGUGGUGUAGAGUUACCUCUUAUCAAGAGCUAUCUGUUCCAGCUGCUGCAGGGUCUUGCCUUUUGCCAUUCCCAUCGUGUCCUCCACCGAGAUCUUAAACCGCAGAACCUCCUCAUCAAUGCAGAGGGAGCAAUAAAACUUGCUGACUUUGGGCUAGCGCGUGCAUUUGGCGUGCCCGUGAGAACCUACACGCAUGAGGUGGUGACUCUUUGGUAUCGAGCUCCAGAAAUUCUCCUUGGCUGCAAAUACUACUCAACAGCAGUGGACAUAUGGAGCCUUGGAUGCAUCUUUGCAGAGAUGUUAACCCGUAGAGCUCUCUUCCCUGGGGACUCAGAAAUUGACCAGCUAUUUCGCAUCUUCCGCACACUGGGCACUCCGGAUGAGACCGUGUGGCCAGGAGUCACCUCUAUGCCUGACUAUAAGUCCAGUUUCCCCAAGUGGGCCCGGCAGGACUUCAGCAAAGUAGUACCGCCGCUGGAUGAAGAAGGCAGAAAACUUCUAGCACUAAUGCUGCAUUAUGAUCCCAACAAGAGAAUCUCGGCCAAGACUGCUCUCAAUCACCCCUUCUUUCGAGAUGUCACAAAGGCUUUGCCACACCUCCGCUUGUGAAAUGGAACUGGAGCCAACGGAGUUGCUGCAGUGCAGGCUCUGCAACAUGCCUUUUCCUUGGGCAGCCCUAGUUGCUUGCACUUAACUUUUCAACUUAACCCUGGAGAGAACACCGGAGGUCCAGUUGGAGCGCAGCCUACACCUUUAGGAUUUUAUUAAAGCACUAAACUGAGUUUGAGGAUUCACUGGUUCCAAACUGCCUUGUGAAGAGAGAAGGGUCUCCAAAGCUACCAGCCCCAAGGAUUCAACUUGCUUGAGAAGCACCCCUUUCAUUCUUCGCAUGUUUUAUCCACCCAUGAGUUCCAUGCCUUCCUUCUUGGUGACUUCUUCAAAAUAAUGCAUUCUGUAUUUGCUUACUCUCCAGCUGUUGACAUCUCGGCACAAGUACAGUGUAGAUGCUUCUCUUCCCUUCAAGUGUAGAAGGGACUUUUAUUAGAAGGGCUAAGGGACUUUGGCAACAUCUGUCAUGGUGUUUUCAUCUGCGAUGUUGGUCAGUUUAACCCACUGAUUACUAAUCCUGAAGAGAUGGGAUUGCUGAAGCUGGUGGUACAGUACGCCUUGCUAACUAUUCGCUAAGC
This is a messenger RNA of Protobothrops mucrosquamatus (brown spotted pit viper), 1569 nucleotides long. RefSeq names its product cyclin dependent kinase 2 (gene CDK2). The transcript is spliced from 7 exons. Gene Ontology annotation, cellular component: nucleus; cytoplasm; cyclin-dependent protein kinase holoenzyme complex. Gene Ontology annotation, biological process: regulation of gene expression; signal transduction; G1/S transition of mitotic cell cycle. The record is from RefSeq and is a predicted model, not a curated record. The coding region runs from base 92 to 991 and encodes 299 amino acids. Gene Ontology annotation, molecular function: ATP binding; cyclin-dependent protein serine/threonine kinase activity; cyclin binding. NCBI's taxonomy places the organism in Eukaryota, Metazoa, Chordata, Lepidosauria, Squamata, Viperidae.